AGAAUUGUUCAAUUCUCGUGAAAUCGACUGACUAGGUCUUUAGCCCUACAAUAUUAAAUCGCGUAAUAGAUUUGUGUUUGAAAACAUUUUACGGAGUCUGAUGGGUGGGAGAGGACGUGGUAUUCUCCAAAAACAGAAUGGUUUUGGACGUGGCAGCGGGCAAGUAUUUGGUGUCCUUUUCAAAAUAUGAUUUCUUGAAUUUUUUUUUUUUAAACCCACUUCGUGAUGUAUAUCUGCAAUUUUGUUUGUGUAUUAUUUCAUUGUUUAAACUGUUUACUUGUUGGAUGUUGUAGAUUUGGAAGAGGUGCCUCUUCAUCCUCAGAGGCUUCAGGUGGGAUGGGGCGGGGUUUUGGACGAGGGGUGCUGCGAGCUGGAUUUACAGUGAAUGGAAAUGACAGUGACGUAUCCAAUGACAUGGCAGGACUCUCUGUAAACAAACCGGGAGGCCAGGCCAACGGAUUUGGAAAGUCUGGCAACAACUCUGGCGGUAGCAGCUUCGGAUCUCGAGGAGGAUUUGGUGGUGACGAUGGAUUUGGAAACAAGUCUAACGACAGCAACAACAACAAUAGUGGGGGAGGGUUUGGUGGGGGGUCCACUGGCGGAUUCAAAGGAGGGUCAUCAUUUGGAUCCAAGAAAGAGGGAGGGUUUGGUGGUGGAGGGAGUUUUGGGUCGAGAAACAAUCGGGAAUCUUCUGGAUUUGUUGGAGGUUUUGGUGGUGGUGACAGACCUCCAAGGGGAGGGGGAUUUGGAGGAGGAGGAGGGGGAGGAUCUGGCUGUAGGAAUUGUGGUGAAGACGGACACUUUGCCAGGGAAUGUCCAAAACCUCGUGGCGGUGGUGGUGAUGGUGGCAGUGGCUGUAGAAAAUGUGGUGAAGAUGGACACUUUGCCAGAGAAUGUCCCAAUGCUGGGAGCGGUGGAGGUGGAGGGGGCAAAUGCUAUAGGUGUCAGAAGGAAGGUCAUAUGGCUCGGGACUGUCCAGAUGCUCCCCCACUAGAUCCAGACCGACCUGCACCCUAUGUGCCACCAGCACCUUCUGAGGAUGAAGCGGAGAUCUUCAAGAUAAUCCAGAAGGGAAUCAACUUCGACAAGUAUGACAAAAUUCCUGUGGAGGUAACGGGCAGAGAUGCGCCCCAAGCCAUAAAUAACUUUGAUGAGGCGGGACUAUACGAGAGAAUACUAGUUAAUGUUCAAAAAGCUCAGUUUGAGAAACCGACACCUGUACAGAAGUACUCCAUUCCAUUAGUGAUGGCAGGCCGGGACCUGAUGGCCUGUGCUCAGACGGGGUCAGGGAAAACGGCUGCCUUCUUGCUGCCCGUCUUGACAGGAAUGAUAAAAAAUGGGAUCUCGGGAAGCAGUUUUUCUGACGUUCAGGAGCCACAGGCACUAGUGGUGGCUCCUACCCGAGAGUUGGCAGUGCAGAUCUACAAUGAUGCCCGGAAAUUUGCCCAUGGUACCAUGAUUAGGCCAGUGGUCUUGUAUGGUGGUACCUCAGUAGGCUAUCAGAUCAGGCAGGUGGAACAGGGAACACACAUUCUCGUGGGAACUCCAGGGCGGCUCAUUGACAUCAUUGGGAAAGGAAAGAUCAGCCUCACAAAACUGAAAUAUUUGAUUCUGGAUGAGGCGGAUAGAAUGCUGGAUAUGGGGUUCGGGCCUGACAUCCGUAAAAUUGUAGAAGAGUUGGGGACACCCCCUAAAUCCGAGAGACAGACUCUGAUGUUCUCUGCCACAUUCCCGGAAGAGAUUCAGAAGAUGGCUGGAGAUUUUCUGAAUGAUUAUCUGUUCUUGACUGUCGGACGUGUGGGAGGAGCUUGUACUGAUGUCACACAGUGUGUGUACGAGGUUGACAGACAGGAAAAACGAUCAAAACUUUGUGACAUACUCACUGAGACAGGGACAGAGAAAACCUUAGUUUUUGUUGAACAAAAACGAAAUGCUGACUUCUUGGCAUCCUACUUGUCUCAGAAUGGAUUUCCUACAACCAGUAUUCAUGGAGACCGUCUACAGGCGGAGAGAGAGGAAGCCCUGCGUGACUUCAAGCUAGGAAAGGCUCCAGUUCUGAUUGCCACGUCUGUAGCAGCGCGCGGUUUAGACAUUCCUUUGGUGAAACAUGUCAUUAAUUACGAUCUCCCACAAUCCAUUGACGAGUAUGUCCAUCGAAUUGGCAGAACAGGUCGCUGUGGAAACUUGGGAAAAGCUGUCAGUUUCUACUCCAACGAUACAGAUGGUUCCUUGGCAAAACCACUGGUCAGGAUUCUGUCAGAUGCAAUGCAAGAAGUGCCUUCUUGGCUUGAAGAGUAUUCCAAGACUGGUAUGCCUGGAGCUGGAUACGGUGAUGUGGGAUCUAGGUUUGGUGGGCGUGACAUUCGAAAAAACCAACCAAGGCACAGAGAGACCUACAAGGGGGAUAAUAGCUACCCUCUCGGUGCAGGUGGCUCUGUUGUAGUCAAUGCUGGUGGAGCCCAAGAAGAAGAUGAAGAAAACUGGGACUAGACAAAAUAUGCUGCCCAGUCGAAGGUCCGGCAAUAUUUCCGUGGCAUUUGAUUUUAGAUUGCGAUCCAGGAAGGCUCGUUGCAAAGUGAAGGUGCUACCAGGGUAGUGCUAGCACGUCCAUCUGUUUUAAACCUGUAAAUAUGUUAAUAUGUGUCUUCAUGGGCAUUAAAAACGUCACAUUCUAGCAAGCUAGCACCUGCCUGGCCUAAUCUGAGAACAUUGAAAUCAUAACUGGCAAAAUUCAAAGGAAAUAAUAGGACACCUGCCUGGCCUAAUCCGAGAACACAUAGGAAUCAUAACUGGCAAAACUCAAUGGAAGUAAUUAGACUAGACUAGAAGUAGUCCGGAUAUACACCAAGUCUUCUUGAGCUUGGCCAGUUCUUGAUGAUUUUAUAGGAAAUCCAGAAAAGAGAAAAAAACUUGUGAAGUAUUAGAUGGUUUAGAAUUAACUUGUAUUGUGCUAAUCUGCAUUGGAGAUAAUGAAACAGGACUUGUUUGUGAUGUUGACGUUUUGUUUUUGAGAAACAAAAGUAGAAAUGAUAUGUGGCGGAUUGACCCGUUUCUCCGGGUCUUGGUGGCGAGCGCGGUGUGCAACAGGUAUUGGCAGCAAGGUCUGUCAGAGAGGGCAAUAAAUGGACAGGAAUGAAAUCCUAUCGACCAUAUUCUAGUCCCCAAUCAGACCGAGUGCAAUAUAUACCCCAGUCUUUCAGCCAGUGUUCAUGUUUUUAUUCAGAACUCAGAAUCUCGUAUCAUGGAUCACCGCUUCUCAGGGUAUCCUCAUUGCCAAUUCUCACACCAUUGCUCUAGUCCAUAACCGCUGUGAUAUUUCAUCUGUUUUGUUUCUCAUCACCACGUUUUACAUUUUGUUGUUUUUAUUAAAAAGAUUAAGAAUACA
Molecule: messenger RNA, 3385 nt
Organism: Ostrea edulis (European flat oyster)
Lineage: Eukaryota; Metazoa; Mollusca; Bivalvia; Ostreida; Ostreidae
Product: ATP-dependent RNA helicase DDX4-like
Exons: 14
Coding region: 226-2490 (754 amino acids)
Biological process (GO): gamete generation; cell differentiation
Cellular component (GO): P granule; nucleus
Molecular function (GO): ATP binding; RNA helicase activity; RNA binding
Source: RefSeq, a predicted model, not a curated record